AAACACAGUGUCAUCAUCUCCAUCCUCUGCUAUGACAUAUGGGACCUUUCCGACUCAAAUGUAGACGUGUGAGCUCCGAUCGUUUUAUUUUUUUUUUACCUCCAUGCUGCAUUGGCAGAUUUCGUCAAUCCAGCAAUGAAGAAGCGUUUGAUACAAAUAUUUGGCUUCUUGAUCACUUCUUUGGGAUGGCUGUUCAUUUUGUGCACCAUGGCAAUGGACUACUGGAGAAUCAGCCAGAUCGGAGGACAAGGCGGUUCCUUCAUAAUCAAGGUGGCCUGGUACUGGUCCAACCUGUGGAAGGACUGUUACACCGACUCCACUGCCGUCACCAACUGUAGAGACUAUGGGGUCCUCUGGAGUGUCUUGUAUUACGUCCAGGCAGUUCGGGGGUUGCUAAUGUGCGGCUUGACGAUUGGAUUCUUUGCAGUCGUGUGUUGCUUUGUUGGGAUGGAGUGCACUUACAUCGGUGGAGCGGAACCAACCAAAGACAAGCUAGUCUUUUCUGGAGCCGUUUUUCAUUUUGUUGGUGGUGUGUCAAAUCUUGUUGCCUACUGCUUAUACAUCAACAGAGUUGCCAGAUCAGCUUUUGCUACCAAUUUACCAGCAGGAGAAUUUAGGUAUGAUUUAGGACCACCCAUAUUUCUGGGUUUGGUGGGAUGUUUUUUAAUAUUUUUUGGGGCUGUUCUGUAUGCUGUGACGGUCAUCAAAGUAAUCUACCCUAAUAGAACAGUGAUAGAGGUAUAUGGCAGACCAACAUACAUGCCCCCAUCCUACAGAGGAAGAAGUUUGUACACAGGAUACUACGAACCCUCCCGAUUCUAUGGGUCUUACGCCUCAGGACGAUCAAGCACCAAGAUCUCAAGGCUGUCUCAAGCUACACCAAAACUGUCAGAAAGAGAUGCAUUUGUGUAGUACCGCAGCUCUUUCAAGACUUGCAAAGUUCUGCAGCAGGGUUGGAAGAAAGUGUAUAAUGUCUGACUAAACUGAAUGCAAUGAUUUUGUAUCAUUUUCUAUCAUUACUAUGUUUUUCGUCACUGCUUUUUAUCAAUUAGCCAAAAGGCAAAGUCUGAGUUUUUGGAUUUCACCAUUUUUAAACAAUUCAUAUGACACCAAGUAAGGAUUGUUGUGAAAUUGAUGUGAAAAUGUUCAAAUAUCUUUCAACUUGUAAGUCUGAGGUUGUGGCUUUUUAAUUGGAGAAAUGAGGUGUGCUCACUCUAGUCUCUCCCUCAAGCAGAGGUUCAAGUGUCUCUGUGUUUUGCUCAUGAAAUGCUGAUAGGUUAGAGAGGACGAUUCAUGGACAGAUUGGGUCCUAUUCUGCAGCAAAGUGGGUAAUUUCCCAAGCUAUCAGGGUGGAGUCAAAAAGUAAAACUUUCUGUUUUUACCCAAUUUCUGAUCUUCAACUUUGACCGUGAAUUGGGAGAGAUAAGUGUGUGGAUGGGAAAACUUCAAACUCCUGAGGAAUUUGAAGAAACUCAUCCACGGGCUCAGGGACACUUCUGAGAAACCAUGAACAAACACAGUAUGCAACAGUCGCUAAAAUAACAGUACCUAAUUUAUGCAAAUACACACAAAACUAAAAUAAACAGGACACAAAUCCCCUAGAGGGGUCUUCAGGUUUGCUUAAAAACAAGAAACUAAUGCAAAAGAUGUGAAUCAGUGCAAAAAGGAGAAGUGUAAGUAUAGAACUAAACAAUUAAUAUGUUACUUUUUUUCAUCACAGUAAACUUUUUUUUUAAUAAAAAAGAAAUCAAAUCAGAUAUUGACCAAAAAAA
Molecule: messenger RNA, 1772 nt
Organism: Poecilia latipinna (sailfin molly)
Lineage: Eukaryota; Metazoa; Chordata; Actinopteri; Cyprinodontiformes; Poeciliidae
Product: claudin-10-like
Exons: 5
Coding region: 136-912 (258 amino acids)
Cellular component (GO): membrane; bicellular tight junction
Molecular function (GO): structural molecule activity
Source: RefSeq, a predicted model, not a curated record